CGAACUGAAAUAUUAGGCCUUCAAAAGAACCAAGACCCCCAAAACACUCGCGCUUCAAUGAGUAAUGUUCGUAGUGUCUCUCAAUUAAAAACUGUCAUUCCCUCCAUGAGUAAACACGUCAAGGAACCAAAUCAAAAUUUCACCAAUUUCGCUUCAAAUCCGAGUCAGAAUGAAAAUUCAAUCGAAACCCAUUUUGUAUCACUCAUCCAUGCCUCCAAAACCAUACUUCAACUCCAACAAAUCCAUUCCCACGUUACGCUUCACGGCCUUUCUUCCAGCUCCAAAAUCACCACCCAAUUAAUUUCCUCGUCUUCCCGUAAGUCCAUUGACUAUGCACUUUCGAUAUUUCGUAAUUUCAAGUCCCCGAAUGUGUUUGUUUUUAAUGCAUUGAUUAGAGGGUUAUGUGAGAGUUCCUGUUUUGUUAGCUCAAUUCAGCUCUUUAGGCUUAUGUUGAAGCUAGAUGUUAGACCUGAUAGGCUUACAUUUCCUUUCGUACUUAAGUCUGUUGCGGGGUUGAAUGUAAAAUGGGCGGGGGAUUCAGUUUAUGGUGGGAUAUUGAGAAUGGGUCUUGAGUAUGAUGAUUUUGUGAGGGUUUCUUUGGUUGAUAUGUAUGUGAAGGUGGAGUUGUUGGGGCAUGCUUUGAAAGUUUUCGAUGGAAGUACUAAGAGAAAUAGGGCCGAGAGUGUUCUUUUGUGGAAUGUGAUAAUUAAUGGAUGUUGCAAAAAUGGGGAGUUGAAGAAGGCCUUAGAGUUGUUCGAGGUGAUGCCACAGAGAAAUAUUGGGUCCUGGAAUAGCAUGAUUAAUGGUUUGAUGAGAAAUGGAGAGGUGCAACAGGCCGUUGAAUUUUUUGACCGAAUGGAGGAGAGGAAUGUGGUUUCUUGGACAACAAUUGUCCAUGGAUUAUCACAGAAUGGGAUGCAUGAAAAGGCGUUAGAGAUGUUUAUGAAGAUGGCGAAAAAGGAGGGAGUCAGGGCAAAUGAGUUAACCAUUGUUUCUGCACUUUCUGCUUGUUCAAAAAUUGGAGCACUUGAGGCAGGCAAAAAGAUACAUGAUUAUGUUUCAAGUCAUGGGUUUCAGUUUAAUGUUGCUGUUGGAACUGCUCUAGUGGAUAUGUAUGCAAAAUGUGGGUAUAUUAAGUCUGCAAGCCAAGUUUUUGGGCAGAUGAAGGAGAAAGAUAUUCGUACUUGGAGUGUGAUGAUAUGGGGUUGGGGAAUACAUGGACAUAAUGAGAAAGCUCUUAGCUACUUUGAGACGAUGAAGUCGUCAGGAGUGAAACCAGAUGAUGUUGCUUUUCUUGCCAUUUUAACUGCAUGUUCACACGCUGGUCAAGUGGACCAGGGCCUUCACUUGUUUGAUAGCAUGAAGCAUGACUACUUCAUCCAGCCGACUAUGAAGCAUUACGCCAUUAUGGUCGAUUUAUUUGGCAGGGCUGGACAGCUGAAGGAGGCGCUAAAUUUUAUUCAAAGCAUGCCAAGGGAUCCUGAUUUUGUGAUUUGGGGUUCACUCUUUUGUGCUUGCAGAGCUCAUAAAAAUAUUGAAAUGGCAAAAUUUGCAUCAGAGAAGCUCCUGCAGCUCGAGCCUAACCAUCCGGGGAGCUAUGUCUUUCUGUCAAAUGUUUAUGCUGGGGUAGGGAGAUGGGAAGACGUGGAAACUGUGAGAAUUUCCAUGAAAGAUAGAGGUGUUGACAAAGAUCCUGGAUGGAGCUCCAUUGAGGUGGAUGACCAAGUGCAUAAUUUUGUAGCUGGUGAUCAUUCUCAUCAGAGUACGCAAGAGAUAUACUUGAGACUAGAUGAAAUAACAACAGGUGCUAGACAGCAAGGUUACAUGCCAGAAACUGAAUGGGUACUUCAUAAUAUUGAAGAGGAAGAGAAAGAAGAUGCACUAGGAAGUCAUAGCGAGAAAUUAGCACUUGCUUUUGGGCUCAUUAGCACAGGUCCUGGAACGAUUCUUAGGAUUGUUAAAAACCUGCGUAUUUGCGGGGAUUGUCAUUCUUUGAUGAAGCAUGCGAGUAAGAUAUAUCAAAGGGAGAUUGUGGUGAGAGAUAUAAAGCGAUUCCAUCAGUUUAAGAAUGGUUUAUGCUCGUGCCAAGAUUAUUGGUGAUAUAAUAAGUAUUAGGCCUUUCUUAACUUGACAUU
This is a messenger RNA of Olea europaea var. sylvestris, 2135 nucleotides long. RefSeq names its product pentatricopeptide repeat-containing protein At1g04840. NCBI's taxonomy places the organism in Eukaryota, Viridiplantae, Streptophyta, Magnoliopsida, Lamiales, Oleaceae. The record is from RefSeq and is a predicted model, not a curated record. The coding region runs from base 58 to 2100 and encodes 680 amino acids. Gene Ontology annotation, biological process: RNA modification. Gene Ontology annotation, molecular function: protein binding; RNA binding; zinc ion binding. The transcript has 2 exons.